Molecule: messenger RNA, 1272 nt
Organism: Drosophila innubila
Lineage: Eukaryota; Metazoa; Arthropoda; Insecta; Diptera; Drosophilidae
Gene: mRpL37
Product: 39S ribosomal protein L37, mitochondrial
Exons: 4
Coding region: 1-1230 (409 amino acids)
Biological process (GO): translation
Cellular component (GO): ribosome; mitochondrion
Molecular function (GO): structural constituent of ribosome
Source: RefSeq, a predicted model, not a curated record
AUGCGUUUAACGAACAAACUGUAUGCGCAGCAUAUUGGAUGGCACUUCAAAAAGCAUUGGCAAGUGCAAGGCAGGCGAGUGCCUAAGGAAACAGGUGCUGCUGCCGAGCUUUUAAAAAUGGGACUUCAAGUAAAAUCGACUGAUGAAGUACUGAAUCCGAAAAGCGGGCCGCAACUCAUAGAUAUUGUUGGUGCAACCAUAAAGCCAAUACCUGAAGAUGAGUCCCAUCCAAAUUGGCAUAAAGCUGCUGGUCAUAUAUUUGGAGAUAACAAUGUUCUGCUUGGAGGAUUGCCUCAAUCCCAAGUAUUGACCAACACGAUUGAAAUCAAUAGCUUUCCGCGUCAAAUCGAGGAUGCAAUCGCGAACGGUCAGUUUCCAAAGACCAUCGAUCGAUGUGUUCAAAAUGCCAUAUUUUCUUCCCAAUUGCUUGAUGCCCAGCAAGUGAAAUUGCCAAAGGUUAAGUUGGUCGAUCGACCAGCAUAUAAUUUACCUCGCCUAUAUGGAAUAUCGCACGAAAGACGCAAUCGCCUUUUGGUAAACAAACUUAUGUUUGAGAUCGAGAAAUUGGCAGGACGUUCUGUGGCUGUGCGCCGAAAGCUAAUUGAUAACGUCACAUUUCAUACGUUUUUGACUAAAGACAAUGACACUCUCAUAUUUAAUGUCACUGGAGAUAAAUUAAUUAGCUCGACACGUGCUCUAGAUGCUAUUAAGGGUAAAUUUAAUGGAGAUCUGCCUGAUCUCUAUCCGAUGAAAAGCACAGUCUCAAUGCCGAAGCAACACAUUUACAUGGAAAACAAUUUCUAUCCCAUUCGAAAAGAAAUAGCCUGUUCACAUCCGCACACAAUUUUCACAUUCUUCAAUAAAAGCGUUGUGGGAAAUGUCCACGGCUCCGAAGUUUCAAAGACGCAAUUUUACGGACGUUCUUUGCUGAAGGCUUUUGUUGUAGCUGUAGCUCGCGCCAAACAGUUGGGUGACGUCCCUACCAAUGGGGUUCUUCAAAAACCGAUUGUUGUACAGUGUAUACAAACGAACGGACAGGAAUUUCAUUUCGGAGUGCUCCAACUGAACACACUUAAUCUGAGCGCUGACAGUAUCACUAAAAAUUAUUGGUUCCAUCGGCCGAGUGUAGAGUUGUUUACAGAAUGUUGCUAUCAAACUGGAAGGCCUCACAUUGAUGGAUAUAACAGUGAAGUCUUUCGUACUUUAAACGCGUUUUAUCACAAUUCUUAAUGUUGUAGCUUGAAAAUAAAGUGAAUUAUGUUAUAAAAACUA